AAUACACACAGCAUGCAUAAAGAUUCUUUAGAAAUUCAUCCUUUGGACUUCCAUUUCGGAUGUUCAAUUACAUUACCUCCAUAUGCCAAGAAUGAUCCCGCCAACCUAAACGAACAAGAUUUCAAGAAGUUGUAUGAAGCAGUUCACCAAUACUUGGUAGUUGUUAUUCCUGGACAAGAGAAACUUAGUCCUAAAUCACAAUAUCUUCUUACUAAACGAUUCGACCCUUCUAUUCCUGAACCAAAGGACACAGCAGGCGCUAAUUAUGGACAUGGUAAAGAAUUUAGACAUACACAAUCAGUAUUGAGAAAAGACGGUACUUCGGUGAAAUCACAACCACAAGUACAAAUCUUGGGUCAAGGUGUAUUCGACAAAGAUGAACCGGGCAAUGAAAAUGGCGAGGCUAUAAAAUUGACUCAUCCUUCACACACUACCUUCCAUCAUACUCCGUUAACUCCAGAUCAAAUUAAGAAUGAAUCAAAGACUAGGUUUUACAGGUGGCACAUUGAUAGUGCAUUAUAUGAUUUAUCUCCCCCUAUGGUUACUACUUUGUUGGGAAUUAAAGUCCCACCAACUACACAAUACCAAACUAUUUCCUAUGACGACGGAACAGGAGACGAACUAAAGUUAACUCAAGGUGCAACUUGCUUUGUAAGCGGCGCACAAGCAUUCAAGAAUCUAAGUGAUGAAGAUCAGGAAUUCGCCUUGAAUACUACAGUUGAAUAUGCUCCUCAUCCAUAUAUCUUCAUAUCUCCUGCAAGGGCUACUUCUGAUGGAUUAACUAUGGUUUCUGAAGGUAAGGAAAUGAACUUUGAAGAAUUGCCUGAAUGGGAAGCUUCCAAAGUUAAGAAGCUUCCUAUGGUUUGGACAAACCCUGUCACAAAAGAACACCAUUUGCAAGUCCAUGGGUGUUGCUUAUACAAGCUUCACACAAAGGUAGGUGAAACCAUUGAAACUUUAGCUUUAGAGGACGCAAGAGAAAAAGUACACAAAUUAAUGCGCCCAAAUAUUUCCCCCAACCAAAUAUUGGCCCAUGGCUGGAAACAAGGAGAUUUGGUUAUUUUCUAUAAUCGUGGUGUUUGGCAUAGUGUUACUGGUGAAUUUAAAGGGGUUGGAUCUAAUGGAGAAGAUGAAAGAAGAUUAAUGCACCAAUGUAACAUUGCCAGUGGUAUUGAUCCGGUAACUAUUUUUUAACUAGUUUUCAUCUGCCAAGGUAAUUGUGUUUCGUCUAUAGUUGUAGUUUGAAGUUUGUUUAAUAAAUUUUGUUGGUGAAUUUCGUCACAUGCCGCCG
Spathaspora passalidarum NRRL Y-27907 is the source of this 1291-nucleotide messenger RNA. RefSeq lists its product as uncharacterized. The transcript has a single exon. Bases 13 to 1194 code for a protein of 393 amino acids. Gene Ontology annotation, molecular function: oxidoreductase activity. The record is from RefSeq and is a predicted model, not a curated record. NCBI's taxonomy places the organism in Eukaryota, Fungi, Ascomycota, Pichiomycetes, Serinales, Debaryomycetaceae.